This is a messenger RNA of Scomber japonicus (chub mackerel), 2472 nucleotides long. RefSeq names its product T-complex protein 11-like protein 1. The transcript has 10 exons. Gene Ontology annotation, biological process: regulation of sperm capacitation. Gene Ontology annotation, cellular component: sperm flagellum; acrosomal vesicle. NCBI's taxonomy places the organism in Eukaryota, Metazoa, Chordata, Actinopteri, Scombriformes, Scombridae. The record is from RefSeq and is a predicted model, not a curated record. The coding region runs from base 54 to 1511 and encodes 485 amino acids.
CUAUUAUCAACACCUUAUUAAAUUCACCUGAACACCAGCAAACAGCUUCUGAAAUGCCAAAUCAAAGAGAUGAGGCCCCUGAUGAUUCCCCCGGUGACCUUCCCUGUCUGGAAAAACUGGACUCUCCUACAGGGAGCCCACCCACCGCCUCAUUGUCUGGUCUGAUGGAGCUGGAGAACUGUGUUUCCAACCUGAGCCUCGCACACGAGAUAGUGGUGAACAAAGACUUCCGCUUCAAAUCCAACAGCCCUCCCUCAGAAAGCCUGGAGGGCAGAGUGUCUGAGAUUGUUCAUCGGGCGUUUUGGGACAGUCUUCGUGAGCAGCUGAACAGCGACCCUCCAAACUACGACCAUGCUGUCAUUCUGCUGCAGGAGGUCAAGACUAUGCUUCAGUCCCUGCUGCUGCCCGGUCACGUCAGGCUGAGAUCUCAGCUGGAUGAGGUCCUGGACAUGGAUCUGAUCCAGCAGGAGGUGGAUCACGGAGCUCUGGAUCUCCACAGACUGGCAGGAUACGUCAUCAGCACCAUGGCGUCUUUAUGUGCACCUGUGCGUGACCCAGAGGUCAGGGCAUUGAGGGACCUCAGGGACCCUGUGGAGCUCCUGAGGGAAAUCUUUCGCGUGUUGGGGCUCAUGAAGACCGACAUGGUCAACUUCACCAUCCAGAGUUUGAGGCCUCACCUCCUGCAGCAGGCAGCGCAGUACGAGAGAGCCAAGUUCCAGCAGAUUCUGGACAAGCAGCCAGCCUCUCUGGACAACACCACAGCUUGGCUUCAGGCAGCAGAGUCAGAGGAGGCGUUGGCCGUCCGCUCCCGCUCUGAGUCUCCCGGUCCUGACAGCCGAGGCCCUGUCAGCGCCUCCGCCGUCCUCAUCCGGGCCUACAUGCGUCUGCUACACUGGGACCCGCAAGACCAGAAAUAUCCAGAGACUGUGCUGAUGGACCGGGCCCGCCUGGACGCUCUGGGCCGGCGACUCGAGACGCUGGUCCUGGAGGCGUCGGUGCUGCUCCUGACCAAAGCUCAGUGUGGGGGCGCCGUUUUCUCACUGCAGGGGUUUGUAGGUAAACUCAGGCAGUCCGUCACUGCCCUGCUGGAGGGCAGUCACACCAGGGACGCUGACCUGAAGGGGGCGCUGCUGGGUGUUGGGGAGACGGUACUGAAGCAAGUGACCGAAGCUGUGAGCAACCAUGGAGGAGCAGCACUGCCUCAGGAGAGCCAGGAUCUGCUGAGAGGACAAAUAUCUGACCUGUGGAAGCACAACAACCCUGUUCGCACACUCAUAGGAGAAAGGGUACAGGGCUUCCUCCAGGCCAUGCUGGAGGGCGGCCCCGCUAAAAGGAGUCCAGAGCUGCCCGCUGCCCUCAGGCUAGUGAGUGCUGAGCUAGCUGAGCUGGGGACGGCCUUUGGGCGAAUCACCCACUUCAACCGAACGGUUUUUGGUCCUUUCUACGCACCCAUUCUCAGGAAAAUACUGUUCCCACCAGGAGACGCCGAGACCGGGGAGGACUCGCGCUAAGCUGAGGGCCACCUAUACAUGACCGUUAAUGACCUUAACAUAAGCUCCCGUAUUGUGUUGUGCAUAUAUGGCUUUAGAGUGUAAAUACAUUAAGCGAGACUGCUCGGUAGUGAGACGUCAUACCCAAAAUAUGAAAGUGCCUUAAAAAAAGGAAGCUAAAUUAGGGACUGACGUAAGAGCGUCUCGCUGUUGCUCCUUUUGUUUUCUAAAGAGACAUUUAUAUUCUAUUUUAUAUGAUUAUAUUUUUUUAACUGUUACGAGAGGAAAGUCUCAAAGCACGAGGCAGAAACAGAGUUAUUAGAAUACAUCUUAAACAAACAUUUGAGCACAGAAAACCUCACAGAUUGUUUGACAGAAAUGAAAAAUAGCUUUCACCUUGAUACGAGUAACUAAUAGUUUCCGUGUUAAUGAGGAAAUUGUGUAUGAGUCAUAUUUAGACAUUGCAGGAGACUGAUUGUAAAUGUUUCUGAAAUGAUCAAAUGUUUGGAAAAAGCCUUGGUUGGUUUUCACUCUCAAGAUAAACACCCUCAGGAAAAACACACAGUACCAAAGAUAAUAUGCUAAUAGUUUGUAAAUAAUACUUCCAAGUUUUUAAUGUGUGGCUGGAUGUUCUUAUCUGUAUGUUGACAGAUGUGUAUAUGAAACUCUUUCUUUUACCAAAGAUUAUACGCACUUUUUCAAACUCUUUCUCAAAAGCAUUAUUUUUCCUUUGCACCUUUGAUAGCAAACCAAAAGCACACUCAGUGUUUCCCCUGCAGCAGUUGGUAUCAGUGGUCGCGGGGCUCAUUUAUAAAUAAGAUACAUACCCAAUUAUAAAUUAUUGGCAGAGCAGUCAAACAAAACUAAUAAAAAUAUAGAAUUUCUGCAAGUUAUAUUAUUGAAACUAAAAGAGAAUCCAGAAACAGUUUCCAGAAUAUGCCAAAUUUCUAUGAGGCUACAUAUGAAUGGAGCCCACGAUUCG